GUGGAAUUUCUUUUAGUAUUGAUACAUUUGGCAACUACCUUGAUUCUCAAGGUAAAAUAAUUAACAAAGAUCUUGGGCUACGAAAUUUUCAGCAUGCUGGUGAAGCUUUAUGCAAUAUUUGGCAAUGUGAUAAAAUUUUUGGUAAACCAGUCUAUUGUGAAUAUGUUGAUGAGGAGUCGAUGCCUUUUUCGGAUGUUGUUUUUGAAACAAAUUUGGGUUGUAAUAAUGAAAAAGCCAAUGACGAAUAUGAGGAACCAGAAGUUGGAAAUGUUGAAGAUACUGAACAAGUUUCAUGGGCCUGGAUUGAAAAUCAUGCAAAAAUGUGCAAGUAUUCUUUGAAUAUUCGAAAAUGUGAAGUUCCUGAAUGCUGUUCACCAAAACGAGCUCCCGAGGUUGCCGCCUUUCUUGAACCUACGAAUGGUUUCCUUCCACUGGUAAUUCAAGACAAAGACAAUCACUUUUUGAACCCGAUUCAUACUGUAGAAUAUUUAGAUUCGGCAAAAUUAGCAAAGUAUAAUGAGCAUUGUCCUUCAAUUAGUGCAGAACUAUAUGCACGUCUUGUAUGCAAAAAAUGUAAAAAGUACUUUCCUAUACGUGCUUUUCUUUUAAAUCACAAACGUCUUGCUCACCCUAAAA
This is a messenger RNA of Cetraspora pellucida, 636 nucleotides long. Lineage: Eukaryota; Fungi; Glomeromycota; Glomeromycetes; Diversisporales; Gigasporaceae. The record is from the annotation of a GenBank genome assembly.